GGCCAGGGCGGGAAGUGCCAGACGAGCCCACUGCGCGGCCUCCUUGGGGGAGGACAGUGUUCUCAACGAUUCCCCCUCCCUCCUAAGCUAAGGAGCUGCAGCACCAAGAUGAGCGAAAAGGAGAAUCCAGCCAGCAAGCCCACUCCGGUGCAAGACCAGCAGGGCGACGGGCGAUGGAUGUCUCUGCACCAUCGAUUCGUGGCCGACAGCAAAGACAAGGAACCCGAAGUCGUCUUCAUUGGGGACUCCUUGGUCCAACUAAUGCACCAGUGCGAGAUCUGGCGAGAGCUCUUUUCUCCUUUGCACGCGCUUAACUUUGGCAUUGGUGGUGACAGUACACAGCAUGUACUGUGGCGGCUAGAGAAUGGGGAGCUAGAACACAUCCGGCCCAAGAUUGUGGUGGUCUGGGUGGGCACCAACAACCAUGACCACACACCAGAGCAGGUGACUGGUGGCAUCAAGGCCAUUGUACAACUGGUGAACCAGCGGCAGCCCCAGGCUCGGGUCGUGGUGCUGGGCCUGCUUCCAAGGGGUCAGCACCCAAACCCACUUCGGGAGAAGAACCGAAAGGUAAACGAGCUGGUACGGGCAGCAUUGGCAGGCCACCCACGGGCCCACUUCCUGGAUGCUGACCCUGGCUUUGUGCACUCUGAUGGUACCAUAAGCCAUCAUGACAUGUAUGAUUAUCUUCACCUGAGCCGCCUGGGAUACACACCUGUCUGCCGGGCCCUGCACUCACUGCUUCUGAGUCUGCUUGCCCAAGACCAGGGCCAGAAUGCCCCUCUGCCAGAGUCCACAUCCUAACCUUCCCACAUUAAAUUCUCCUUCCCCAGU
Molecule: messenger RNA, 834 nt
Organism: Cavia porcellus (domestic guinea pig)
Lineage: Eukaryota; Metazoa; Chordata; Mammalia; Rodentia; Caviidae
Gene: Pafah1b3
Product: platelet activating factor acetylhydrolase 1b catalytic subunit 3
Exons: 6
Coding region: 109-804 (231 amino acids)
Cellular component (GO): cytoplasm
Molecular function (GO): platelet-activating factor acetyltransferase activity
Source: RefSeq, a predicted model, not a curated record